UCACAGUUAGAGUUGGUCUUAUUAUCACCUGCAGGGAACACAUAAAAACCGUUCGAUUCCUGAAAAUAGAAGGCACGAAAAACAGCGAGAUGACCGAUCAUACGGACGAUUUAGUUAUUAAUGACAAAGACGUUCUUCGAUUAUGGUCCUACAAUAGUGUAUCGGGAGGACGAUUUAUGAACAUGACAAAUGAGGAUGCCCCAGAAGAUGGUGGAUACAUUGUGGCAGCAAAUCUUGAACAGCUGCCUUCAACAAAUAUCAAGUUCCAUGAAGUAAAUCGUUUUCAGAAACUCUUUGUAAUGCAGUUCGAAAAAGAAGAUUCUUUGUACAGUGUAAACGCUUCAGAAAGCAGUGUGACGGCCGCAAAGAUUCCUGAUAAAGAUGCGGCACACUUUAAAUACUACGAAUUAAAUCCACCAAAUAUGCCGUAUGUUGUAUUUCCAUGCGAAAACAGAAAGAUUGACAAUCAAGAUGCGUAUUUGAGUUGCGAUGGAGCUGGAAACAUGUCACUUAAACGUUGGAACUUAGCCGGAAAUCGGAGACUUCCUCCUAGGGCGGGUGCAAUGGUCGAUCCAAGCCUACUAUUCCGCGUGGUCAAGCCAUUGAAUAACGAAUAAGUUUUCAAUAUGGUGGACUGCCUCAUAACAUAAUUUUGAUAUAUCGUUUACUAAUUAUGACGUUUAAUAUACUAUAUUUUAACUUCCAUUAUUUUUAUUAUGCCAAUUGCUUUUCAUGGUUACAAAAUGAAUAUUGUUUUCUAUUUUACUCAUAGCUAAUCUUAUGUAUCCAAUUUAAAAUUCCUUACUUUUAAUUGUUACAUGAAUAUAAUGAUAAUGAUUCUUCA
This is a messenger RNA of Dendronephthya gigantea, 844 nucleotides long. RefSeq lists its product as uncharacterized. The record is from RefSeq and is a predicted model, not a curated record. NCBI's taxonomy places the organism in Eukaryota, Metazoa, Cnidaria, Anthozoa, Malacalcyonacea, Nephtheidae. The transcript is spliced from 6 exons. Bases 90 to 617 code for a protein of 175 amino acids.